AUGGGCGUUUUGGCACCGUUUGUCCUUCUCUUUGGUUGCUUAUCGACAGCCAGAGCCUUGUCUGUGACGUUAGACAUAUCAAACGUGGACAGGACAAAUAUAAACGUGUCCAAAAACGUGGAUUUUAAACUUACAAAGGAAAUUUUUGUACCCGCAAAAGGGAAUUAUGUAGAUUAUAUUAUCGAUGCUACGUCAAGCAUCUGGAGCUCCUCCUCCGGCGAGGUCUGCUCGAUGGCCCUGCUGGCCACCAAGGACGGCUACUCGCCCCUGAUGAGCGUACUCGUCAAGAGCGACAGUUUCAAGGUUAAAUCGUACUACUACAGGAAGUAUGGAGACGUAUGGAGUUCCCUAAACGAGGCGUCCUACCAGGAACAGCUCAAAAACAUGAGCUUUGCAGAAGUCGUACUGGACGUUGCCAACUUGAAUAGAUCGUUUGUAGAUGUAAGGAUGAAUGAAGGGGUGCUAGAUACACUCGAUGUCAACGUUAUGGACGGAUACAAGGCCACCAAAAUCGUUGAAGGCGGUGUUGCGAUCUGGACCAGCAGCUCCGUUACCGAGCGCUGUUCCUCAGUCUUUAUCACUAAGCUCGGACAAAAGUCUGUGUUAGUCUACUUGAUCACCGUUGACUCUGGUCGUAUAACUAACUUGUGCUUUGAGAAGAAUGGUAGUGAGUGGAGCAAGACGAGCAUUUUCAACUAUCACACACGCCUAGAUGCUCUCAAGGAGAAGGCAAAGAGUCUCAAUACCGGCACUUCAAAGAAGGUACAAGCGAAAAAGGCCAUUCCCCUCGAUAUAAGCGGUCAGCUUGACAGAGAAGAGGUUGAUGUUACACAAGUCGUAGAGGGUGGAGUCAAGCACACGAUCUUUACCCCUCAGCCACACCAUGUUUUUAAUGCCAUAUAUGAUGGUACAAGCAUUCUCUGGGUAGCCAAAGACGGGAAUGACUAUUGCGACAAUGUUUGGGCCUACUCCAAGAAUGGCAGUGUCCUCCUGCUUGACGUGGUUGUCACAGUAGACGGUCGUCCCAGGUUCAAGUAUUUCGAAAAGAAACAGGGAACGUGGUACUCAGUUGAUGGAGAUGACUUUGAGGAUGCCCUUUCCAGCUACAAGGAGACGGAUUUUAAGCUCAACAUAAGGGACCUUGACAAGUCUGUUGUGAAUGUAAAGGAAUCCCAGGUUCAGAACUUGGUCAAGUACCUCAUUACACCAAAGAACAAUUACAAUAUAAUGGGUGUUUCCGAUGAUAAAAACGUCCUCUGGGGAACCCUGAAUGAAGAUGGACUGAUCUCUGCCUACCUCUACACUCUGGAUGAAACUCCAAAGUUUCUCGAUAUUUUUACCAGAGAUGGAGGCUUUCACCACGAAUUCUUCAUUAACAGGAAUGACACCUGGAGCGCAGUUAGUGAGACCGAUUUUAAUGCGUACCUUGACUCGAUAAUUGUGCAUGACGUCAAGGUUGACAUUGCAGAGUUGGAUCCAAAGACUGUCGAUGUAAUGAACAUUAAAGUUCAAGGGGUCAAGGGUGUUCAAUGCACGCCAAAGUCCGGAUAUAGACUAACUGAGGUUUGGGAAGGGACCUUGUCCCCAAUCUGGGUUGCCGGGGAGCAUGAGGAAUGUACCGGAAUUUUAUUCUACUACGACAACAAUGGGCAUGUCUUCCUCGCUGAUGUAACUAUAGCUAACCAAUAUGGCCAUGAUUUCAAAUUCUUCCAAAAUACCAAUGGACUAUGGGAGGAAGUCGAUAAGGUCUACUACAAGAACAAGUUUGACAUGUUCAAACUCCUCGAUGUUUCCGUUGAUGUCGGAAACUUUGAUUUGAGUAUCGUAGACAAGGUUGAAGUUACUCCUCAAAAUGAUGUGGAAGACAGAGUGACUCCACCUCUCCGCGUCUUCCAGUAUACUCCAAAGGAAGGUUAUCAAAUUACAGAAGUCUCAGAGUACAAGGAGACCGUUUGGAGUGGCAAUGAGGAUAAGGUCUGCAAGCACAUUACCAUGCAUUACAAGGAAGAAGCUUUGCUUAUGGAACUCUUGGUCUCUGACAGUGUAGGUCAUCACAGCAAAUACUUUGCAACAAAGUUUGGUGAAUGGGCGCCAAUCGAUGAGCUCGAGUAUAAUAGCACAGUUGAGUUUCUAAAAGUCAUUAGUGUCACCAUGGACAUUGCCAACUUUGAUCACAAGGUCUUGGAUGUCUAUGAGGAUAAAGAUGGAAAUGUUUCAUAUCUCGAGAUUUACCCAAAGCCAGGCUACAAGGUCACAUCCAUUGCCAGUGGUAUUAACGCUCUUUGGAAUGGAGUACUUGAUCAGGAAUGCAGAUACGCCACUGUUUACUCUGGUGUCGGUGAUGGCACGGUACUUGUGCAUGCAAUCGUUGCCGACAGGUAUGGGGAGAACAACCUCUUUUUUAAAGAACGUGAUGGUCACUGGGUAGGUCUUACGGAGGAAACAUUCAAGACCAGCUUGGAUGUGCUCAAAGCAACAAGGACCCUUCUCGACAUCCAAUCUCCAGAUGAAGAUUAUGUAAAGGUGACAAAGGAUAGUUUGUUUGGCCAUCUCGUCGUUGAAUAUAGACCAAAGGACGGUUAUGGAUUUGGCAAGGUCGUCGACGGUGCGGAUUCCGUAUGGAGUGAUGAAAAAGAUCUCUGCACCGGUGCUCGUCUAAGUUACAAGGGCGACGAACCGAACCUCGUCCUAAGGGUACAGGGAGCUGAUGCGCUCUCGUUCUUGUUUUUCCAUAAAUCUGGCGAUAAAUGGGUUACAACCAGCGAUGGAGAAUCCCUCGAUAUUCACUCUGGAUUUGAAAAUGAUGAUGAAAAAGAGCCAGUGGAUGAAGAGAUUGUUGUGCACUUUACUCGUAAACCAGAAAACGUGGUGAACGAACAGGAGGAUGUACUCGAUAUUACUGAUGAUGCAGAUAAUGCGGAAUUCCACGGAGAGGUGCUAAAUGUUAGGAGGUACACACCAAACCCUACCCUGAAACGCAUCGUUUACGGUGCUCAAACCAUUUGGGAAUCUGAUGAACACGUGUGUCAGAAUAUUCUCUUGUACUGCAAAAAGGACGGGUCGCACUACCUCCACCUUUACACCAUGCAAGAUAGGCAACUCCAGGCUUCAGAGUACUUUAUGCAUGUGUCUGCGGAAUGGAUGAGCGUUGAGAGGGAAGACUUCUACAGGGCUUUGGAGGCGAAAAUCAUCACCUAUGCCUCGAUUGACGUCUGCAGUUCAUAUCCUCCAGAGGAGAUUGUUGAGACUAUUGAUGCUCACGAGUUUGGCUACCCAAACAUCAUUUACAACUCUCAACCAAACGUCCGCAUUACCUCUGUGUUUUGUGGAUCUAAACCCAUCUGGUCAUCUUUUGGAAAUGACUACUGUGUCUCAGCCUCUGUCGUUGAUAAAGACGGUGAAAGUAACCUUGUAGAAAUGUUCAUCAAGGACAGGAAGAACACGGUUCGUCGUAACUAUAGCCUCGUAGACGGCGAGUGGGUCUACCUCUCAGAGGACAAGUUUGGCAUCAAGGUGAUUGUUGCCACAGACGCAUUCUACGUGCCUUCUGCACUUGCGCUUGCAGUGGCCAUCCUAAUGGUAGCUUUCUAA
This is a messenger RNA of Theileria equi strain WA, 3591 nucleotides long. RefSeq lists its product as uncharacterized. NCBI's taxonomy places the organism in Eukaryota, Apicomplexa, Aconoidasida, Piroplasmida, Theileriidae. The transcript has a single exon. The record is from RefSeq and is a predicted model, not a curated record. The coding region runs from base 1 to 3591 and encodes 1196 amino acids.